This is a messenger RNA of Amborella trichopoda, 1608 nucleotides long. RefSeq names its product Nucleotide-diphospho-sugar transferases superfamily protein. NCBI's taxonomy places the organism in Eukaryota, Viridiplantae, Streptophyta, Magnoliopsida, Amborellales, Amborellaceae. The record is from RefSeq and is a predicted model, not a curated record. Gene Ontology annotation, cellular component: endoplasmic reticulum membrane. Gene Ontology annotation, biological process: protein N-linked glycosylation.
GGGGACAUGGGAGAGACAUGGCUAACCUCCAAUUCAUGGAUUUUCCUCUUAUUUUCCUCUGUGGUUUUAAUGGUUGUAUUUUUCUUGGUGUACUUCUUUGAAGUUGUUCGAAGGAUGGGAUCUGAUCACUGCUUCGAUGUAUCUGCUGCAUAUUUUGAGGAUCCCAACUCUUUGAGAAAGGUUGCUUUUCCUUCAGUAUUUGAUCCUGCCGAGAAGUAUAUAUCAUUAAUCAUCCCUGCAUUCAAUGAAGAACAUAGACUUCCUUUAGCUCUUGAUGAGACCAUGAGUUCGUGGAGACCAACAUACAUUGAUGCAUACAUUCUCCUUCUAUGCGGCGGCUGGAGUGCAGAAAGAAACAUAUCAUUCCCUUUUUAUGUGUCUCAGAUUUAUCUUCAACAACGUGCAGCAGCAGACAAGUCUUUUACUUAUGAGGUGGUGAUAGUUGAUGAUGGGAGUACUGAUAAAACAUCCAAAGUUGCAUUUGAUUGGGCGAGGAAAUACACAAUUGACAAUGUAAGGGUUAUCCUUCUUGGGAAAAAUCAUGGAAAGGGAGCAGCUAUAUCACAAGGAAUGCUUCACUCACGUGGUGAGCUGCUUUUGAUGCUUGAUGCUGAUGGAGCCACCAAAGUUACUGACCUUGAAAAGCUAGAACUUGAGAUACGUUCAUCAUAUGAAAAGGAACUUCACUCUAGAGCUGCAAGGCCAAGUGAUUCGAACCCAAAAUUUUCUGAUGUUGCAAUCGCUACAUUUGGAUCUCGUGCUCAUCUUGAGCAGCAGGCUCUAGCUACCCGGAAAUGGUACCGAAAUAUUCUAAUGAAGGGUUUUCACAUAGUAGUUUUGCUGACAGCGGGUCCUGGAAUUCGAGAUACCCAGUGUGGCUUUAAGAUGUUCACGCGUGCCGCUGCUCAGAAACUUUUCACAAAUAUUCGUUUGAGAAGGUGGUGCUUUGAUGUGGAGUUGGUGUAUCUGUGCAAAUACCUUAACAUCCCCAUGAUCGAGAUCUCCGUCAACUGGUCAGAGAUUCCUGGUUCAAAAGUGCGCAUGACAAGCAUCUUGCACAUGCUCUUCGAACUCUUGCUCAUCCGCACUGGUUAUGGCCUUGGCAUUUGGAAAAUUCGUGCCUGAAAGGAGUUUCCUUAGGUCCUUAACCAAAUAAGCUUAAUGUACUGACAUGGAUUGAGUAUACAGUAGACAGAGAGCCAAGCAUGAGUAAUUAUCGUUUACUCUCAUUUUGAGGGAGAGGCGGAUGUAGCAUAUUUUGGACAUUUCAUGAGCAGUUAGAUGCAGCUGGGACACAGAAGAUCUUGGUCAUGUUAUAAUAUUCUUUUGUACGAUAGGUAUCUGCAGAUUUCUUUCUGUCUUGUUGUUACACGAACACUUCUUGAAAUUGGUUAUUAACCAAAGAAAUGGUUACACCAAUUUUAUGUUGUCAAGCUCCUUGUAUUAAGGGGAGAAGACUUGUCUUCUUGAGUUGAAAUUUUCUUUUUCUUAGGGUUUCUUAUCAGCUGAAAUUUGGCCGAUGAAUAUUGCCAAUUUUUCAGUAUAACAAUAGUACUCGUUGAAAUAUUUCCACAUUUGGGGAUGUUCUUUUGUGCGUGGUUGGAAGCA